AUGGCCGAUAACUCAAAUCCUGCCACAGACCGGAAUGGUUCCAGCGACAAGAAACAACUCAUUCUCAAUGCCUUUGUCAUGAACACGCCCGGUCACCUGGCUCCCGGUCUCUGGAAACACCCCCGCAACAAGACAGACCAAUACAAGAAGCUCUCUUUCUGGACCGAGCUCGCCCAGUUACUAGAAAAUGCCGGUUUCCACGCAAUGUUUAUAGCCGACACCCUCGGACCCUAUGAUGUGUACAAAGGACCGGCCAACGUUGUCCCAGCCUUGGCCUCCGGAGCACAGUUCCCAGUCAACGAUCCGCUGUACCUCGUUCCAGCAAUGGCGCAAGCCACGAAGAACCUCAUUUUCGGAGUGACUGCAAGCUUGACCUACGAAAAGCCCUAUUCGCUGGCGAGACGCCUUUCCACGGUGGAUCAUCUGAGCGAAGGGCGAUUAGCCUGGAACAUUGUCACCUCAUACCUGGACAGUGCGGCCCGGAACCACGGCUUAGAGGAGCAGAUCCCGCACGAUGAGCGUUACGCGAUUGCACACGAGUACCUCGAAGUUCUCUACAAGCUCUGGGAAGGCAGCUUUAGGGACGAUGCAGUCUUGGCGGAUCGCAAGGCUGGGACGUACAUUGCCAGUGACGCGGUCAAGCAGAUCCACCAUAAGGGCAAGUACUUUGAUGUGCCUGGACCGCACUUCGUUGAGCCUUCACCUCAGCGAACACCCUUCCUCUUUCAGGCGGGUGUGUCUGAAGCUGGAAACGGCUUUGGUGGUAGACAUGGAGAAGCCAUCUUCAUCGGCGGCCAGACUGCGGAGGGUGUCCGAAAGACUGUCGAUAAUCUACGCAAGAUUGCGGCGGAGGCGGCCGAAGCGCAGAAACAAGAGUACCUGAAAUACGCGGACACCGAGGGUGCACUAGCUCUCUUCGGAGGGUGGACAGGAAUUGACCUUUCUGGAUAUCCAGAUGAUGAAGACUUCUCAGUGGCAGACUCUCCACGGAUUCAGUCCAUCAUCCGACGUUGGUCAGAUACCGUCCCUGGCACAGAUAAUCUCCCUUGGACCAAGCGAAGAAUUGUGGAAUACCUCAGUAUCGGCGGUCUAGGUGCCAAGAUAGUGGGUAGCCCUACCACAGUCGCCGAUGAGCUGGAGCGUUGGGUCGAGGUUUCUGACGUGGAUGGGUUCAACCUGGCGCACGUUACCAAUCCCGGUACUUUUGAGGAUAUCAUCGAGUACCUGCUCCCUGAAUUGCGCAGACGAGGAAUUUUCAGGUCCGACGUUGAGAAGCAGGGAGCUACGGCGAGAGAAGUAUUUAUUGGCUCGAAACGACUACCUGAGGAUCAUCCUGGAAGCAAGUACAAAUGGCGCGCUGGUGAGACAGAAUCGCCAUUCCUGAAGCAGAAUAAACAAGUGUCAGGUGCUUAA
Colletotrichum lupini is the source of this 1413-nucleotide messenger RNA. Its product is annotated as alkanesulfonate monooxygenase. Lineage: Eukaryota; Fungi; Ascomycota; Sordariomycetes; Glomerellales; Glomerellaceae. Bases 1 to 1413 code for a protein of 470 amino acids. The transcript has a single exon. Gene Ontology annotation, molecular function: monooxygenase activity; oxidoreductase activity, acting on paired donors, with incorporation or reduction of molecular oxygen. The record is from RefSeq and is a predicted model, not a curated record.